CAGACCGGAAUGGCUGAUAGGGAAGGCAGAGUUGGGCUUGGUCGCAGAUGGUUCCUGUUGGGGAAGGACACGGGUGCAGCUGCCCGGCCUCCCCCCCACCCGCCGCAUUAUCGCUGCCCGGCAGCUGCUCGCCAUCCCCCUCGCCAUGGGACACGGUUCGGCUGCCACAUGAACGGCCCCCCGCGGCAGGACACCCCGCCGGCGCUCAGCAUCUCCCGCACCCGCGCGUGGGAGCGGGCUGGCCGUGCCGGGGCCUGCGAGGUUCGUGGCACCGGGGUGCUGACACCCCCCCACCGCCGGGAUGCCUGGGGGACCCCCCAAGCCGGACGGCCACCCCUCUUGGGCCAGGGCAGCGAGCAGGACAGGCCAAGAUAACGCGGAGACGCGGGCCGCCACCAUGCCCGACUCGCCGGCCGACGUGAAGACGCAGUCCAGGUCCACGCCGCCCAGCAUGCCUCCGCCACCGCCCGCCGUCACGCAGGGAGCCACCCGCCACCCCUCCUUCACGCCAAACACCAAUCGAGACGCUGGCCCUCCGACGUUUCUGCCUCGCGGCCGUUUUCAUGGUUGCUUGAAAUGGUCGAUGGUCUGUCUUUUGAUGAACGGGAGCAGCCACUCGCCGACCGCCAUCAAUGGGGCUCCCUCCACCCCCAACGGGUUCAGCAACGGGCCGGCCACCUCCUCCACCGCCUCCCUCUCCACCCACCAGCUCCCGCCGGCCUGCGGUGCCCGCCAGCUCUCCAAGCUCAAGCGCUUCCUCACCACGCUGCAGCAGUUCGGCAACGACAUCUCCCCCGAGAUCGGGGAGCGGGUGCGCACCCUCGUCCUGGGGCUCGUGAACUCCACGCUCACCAUCGAGGAGUUUCACGCCAAGCUUCAGGAGGCCACCAACUUCCCGCUACGACCCUUCGUCAUCCCCUUCCUCAAGGCCAACCUGCCGCUGCUGCAGCGGGAGCUGCUGCACUGCGCCCGCAUGGCCAAGCAGACCCCGGCCCAGUACCUGGCCCAGCACGAGCAGCUGCUGCUGGACGCCAACGCUUCCUCCCCCAUCGACUCCUCCGAGCUGCUCCUGGAGGUGGGCGAGAGCGGCAAGAGGAGGACGCCAGACAGGACCAAAGAGAACGGUUUGGACCGAGACCCUCUGCACCCCGAGCACCUCAGCAAGCGGCCGUGCACCAUGAGCCCGGCUCAGCGUUACAGCCCCAGCAACGGGCUGAGCCACCCACCCAACGGGCUGGGGCACCCCCCCGCCGCCCCCCCCCUGCCCCAGCACUAUCGCCUGGAGGACAUGGCCAUGGCGCAUCACUAUCGCGACGCCUAUCGGCACCCCGACCCCCGGGAGCUCCGCGAGCGCCAGCGGCCCGCCGCGGUGCACGGGACGCGGCAGGAGGAGGUGAUUGACCACCGGCUCACCGACCGGGAGUGGGCGGAGGAGUGGAAACACCUCAACAACCUGCUGAACUGCAUCAUGGACAUGGUGGAGAAGACGCGCCGGUCGCUGACGGUGCUGCGGCGGUGCCAGGAGGCAGACCGCGAGGAGCUCAACCACUGGAUCCGGCGCUACAGCGAUGCCGAGGACAUGAAAAAAGGCAGCCCCCCCUCCGCCCGCCCCCACAACAGCUCCUCCGCCUCCGAGGCACCCCAGUUAGACGCUCACCGGGAGUUCGCGCCGCGGCCCCUCUCCGGGUACAUGCCGGAGGAGAUCUGGAGGAAAGCUGAAGAAGCUGUGAACGAGGUGAAGCGUCAGGCCAUGUCCGAGCUGCAGAAGGCCGUGUCGGACGCCGAGCGGAAAGCCCACGAGCUGAUCACGACGGAGCGAGCCAAGAUGGAGCGAGCCCUGGCCGAGGCCAAGCGCCAGGCUUCCGAGGACGCCCUGACCGUCAUCAAUCAGCAGGAGGACUCGAGCGAGAGCUGCUGGAACUGCGGGCGCAAAGCGAGCGAGACCUGCAGCGGCUGCAACACCGCCCGCUACUGCGGCUCCUUCUGCCAGCACAAGGAUUGGGAGAAGCACCACCACGUCUGCGGGCAGACUCUGCAAGGGCUGCCGGCCCCCGCCGCCCCCGCCGCCGGCAUGGGGCUACCGCCGGCUCCUGGCCAGCCCGACGGCGUGGCCACCGUGGCCAGUAGCCCCAGCGAAACGGGCUCGGCGGCCGCUUCCCGCGCCGGCACGCCGGCCACCCCGGCUCCGCUGGAGAGCGCGUCCCGCUGAGCCGCUGCUACCGCCGCUCUCCAAAAGACACGGACUGCACUCGAUGCAAUUUCCUCAGCUACCUGACUCGUGUGACCUCCGAAACGACCUCUCUAGCUCUCACAAAUAAUCCUCACGGAUCCUCAAACUGGGCUUUAAGUGGAGUUAAGGCAAAUACCGGUCUUCUCUGUUCUCUCUUCGGUCUUUGUUUCAGCUUUUUUUUUUGGUUGGUUUUCAGUCGGUUGGGGGAUUGUGGUUCGGGGAAUUUUUGUUUGUUGGUUGGGGUUUUUUUUUUGUUUUGUUUUUUCUUUUUGUUUUUUUUUUUUUUUUCUUUUUUUCUUUCCAGACAAGGGAUUUGGCUGCAACCUCACCACGUAGUGACGUGGGGAGAGGCCAGCCCAGCCCCAGCCCACAUCGGCGCUGCCAAGGGGCUGGCUUGGCAGGAGGAAAGAAACUUCUUUUCUUCAUCUUUCUCUUCCUUUUUUUUUUUUUUUUUUUUUGUAAAAAAAAAAAAAAUAAAGAAAAUAAAAAAGAAAACGUCGGACUCUUUGGCUUUAAGUAAGAAAUUGUAAAAAAGGAAAAAAAAAAAAAAAGAACAGAAAAAAAAAAAAAAAAAGAAAAAUCCAAAAACCAGAUGACACCAAGUCAAGCCGCGUGACGGACGCUCACCUGUAACUACCUUGCUAGCUAGCCAAGAACAGACCAGACUCACCUCUGCUCCAAAGGAAAUCCAAAACCAAGGAAGAUCCAAACGUCUCUCCACUGCCAAAGUUCGUUUCAUUCUGUUGUCGCUUCCUUCCUCUCCCCACAAGGAUGGACGGACGCGCCCCCGGGGCUUUAAAGAGUUUCUAUUAAAAUAAAGCAAAAAAAAAAAAAAAAUUUUUUUUUUUUAAAAAAAAAAAAAAAAAGCGAGCCCCCGAGGUGAGGGAGGGGGAGAUGGUGGCUGAGAACUGCCCAGGUGGGCGCAGCCGGAGCCGGCACAUCUCUACCUCUGCCCGCAGCCGCCACCCUGGAAAAAGAGAAUAAAAAAAAGAGAUUAAAAGACAGAUUUUGGGUUUCUCCCUUCCUGAAGCCGUCGGGGGCUGCCUGCAGCCGGACCCCCCCAGCCCCUUGCUGCCAGGCUGCUCCCACAACCCAUGUCGGAUUUAUUUUGCAAGGAUUUUUAAGAGGAAAAAGGAAAGGAAAGCAAACGCCACCUCCUUCCUGGCCGAGGAGGCAGCCAAGGAUGAUGUUGAUUAUUUUGUAUUUCUCACAUCGUUGUACAAAGCGCAGAGGACGGGAGUGCAAUACGGAAAGUCCCCCGGCUCCGAGAGGAGGGAAGCCCCGCGCGGGGCAGGAUGCUAAUGUGAAUGUAAAUAGUGUUUUGCAGAGGUCCAAAAAAAAAAAAAAAAUAAAAAAAAAAUUAAUAAUGAUAGUGAUAAUAAUAAGAGACAUUUGCCAAAUAAAAGAUGAUGAGAACCCGCUGGAGGCUGUGGAGUGGGGGGAGCGAGGCUGCCCGAAGGCGAACAGAAGUCGUGUGCUCGAUAGGAGCUGUAGUUUUUCCGCAUUUGCAAAAACCAUCCUAUGUGUUUUCUGUAGGGGAGGAAGAGGAGGGAAGGGCUCGGGGCCGGGUUUCUGUGCACCCCAAGACCUCAGUGCAUCCCCCCGGCGGGGUUUCUGUGCACCCUGCGGUCUCGGUGCACACCCCCCCCCACCCCCAGGGAGUUUCUGUGCACCCCAAGACCUUUGUGCAUCCCCCCGGGGAGUUUCUGUGCACCCUGAGGUCUCGGUGCAUGUCCCCGGGGGGAUUUCUGUGCACCCUGAGUCUGGGAGCUUUACCGGAUGGCCCUCGAGUGACCGUUCACUUUAUUUAUGGUGUGACAUAUGUAAUAUUGUCUAUUUUUCUUACGUUUCCUGAGAAGAGGUAAUAUAUAAGAGUAUUGCAGAUGCACCUGCUGCGGGGCCGCCUACUCUCCGGGGUGUCCGUCCCGUCCCUGCCCUUCCCACCACGUGUGUCCCCGCGUGUCCCCGUGUGUCCCUGGCCCUGCUCUGCGCUGGGGCUCUGCCUCUCUACCUCCACCUCGCCAGGAAACCACGGACGAGAGCAUUUCCACAGAGAUUGCUCUUGUUUCCACUCCCUUCUGUUUUGUUUUUUUUUUUUUUUUCUUUUUAAUAUAUAUAUUUUUUUUUAAAUAAUAAUAAAAAUACCCUACAGAACCUUGCAUUGAAACCAAAAGCCGAGGGAGGGAGGGGACGGGCGGUGCGGCGCUAGCAGACGUCCAAACCAGAACGACAGCUUUAAAGUGUAAUAUUUCCCAAAAAAAAAAAAAAAAUUAGUGAUGCGGGGAGGAUGGCAGCGGCGGUGCGGCCGUGGGGCCGGAGCGAUGAGGGCACGGGGGGGGCCGUGGCGGCCGGGAAGGCGCUGGCCGGAGCGGUGGGUGCUUUUGUGGGGUUUUGCCCCAAACCGGUGUUGGGGCGUGCCAGGGGAUGCCCCGUGCUGUGCCCGAGCCGUGUCCUUUGGUGGCUUGGUGGCAUCUGGGAGACGGCAGACGGAUGAGCCGCGCGGUGCUGGCACAGCCGGGACGAGGGGAUGGGGCCACGCUGGUGGCUGUGGGGCAGCUUGGGGACAUGGGGUGCCAGGCACAGCCCUCUGCCAGAACGGGUCCCCGUGGCCACCCACAGCUCCCCUUCUUGGGUUUCCCCCCUCUCCUCCCCGCUGUGACCGGGGGAUGGUGUUGGUGGCCUGGGGACAGCCUGCCUGAGGUCCAGGUCCCCGCGGGGAGGCAGAGCCCAGGGUGCUGGGUGCUGGGUGCUGGGUGCUGGGUGCUGGGUGCAGCACCAGGCUGGAGGAGGUGGCAGGAGAGACCUCCAGCACCGAGUGUGGCCCCAUCCCCGGCGGGCGAGGGUCUCUCCAGCUGCUUCCUCGCAUUCCCAACCCCAAAUCCCAGCUGAAACCAAAGUGCCACGUCCUGGCAAGGCUGGGCACCCCGGGGUGGGGGUCCCACCCCUGCCUGGGCUUUGCUCCAUCACUGCCAGAACCCCCAGCCACCCCACUCCUAGGCCUGCGGGGGUCCCCCCGCUGUCUCCUCGGGGUGCCCCGCUGUAUCGCGGUGGGUUUGAGAUCGGGGACAAGAUGCCACCUUGUCCCCAGGUCCCAGGCACUGUGCUGGGGUGUCCCCUCCACAGUAGCAGCCCCGGGGGCUCCUCUGAUGCCACCGAACGCCACGGCCCUGGGGAGGGAAGUGUUGUGCCUCCGUCCCCCCCCAACACCCACAGCUGUGUGGGCAGCACCCGGUUCCCCGGUCCCGUGCAAGCCCUGCCCGUGUCACCCUGCCAGCCCCGGGGACGGGGACGCCAGGGCACGGGGGGGUCCCUGGAGGGGCUGGAAACCAGAGCCCCCCACCAGGGCUGGGUGGGCACGGCAGCAGCCUGCCCUGCCCCACUGCGUGGGUUUUGGGGGCCAGCCCAGAGAGGUGACGUGGUAGGACUUUCCUUCGGCAUGCUGUCCCCCCCCCAGCCCUUUGCUGUUUCCUGCUUUCUCUAAGUGUACUGUAUGUUUUACCUGUGAAAGAUGUAAACUUUAUGAUUCAGGUUAUGUCUGUUCUUAACUCUGUAUCUGUGUAAUAAAGACAAUUUAAUAUCAA
Tyto alba (common barn owl) is the source of this 5811-nucleotide messenger RNA. RefSeq names its product CBFA2/RUNX1 partner transcriptional co-repressor 3 (gene CBFA2T3). NCBI's taxonomy places the organism in Eukaryota, Metazoa, Chordata, Aves, Strigiformes, Tytonidae. Gene Ontology annotation, biological process: negative regulation of DNA-templated transcription; DNA-templated transcription. Bases 302 to 2209 code for a protein of 635 amino acids. Gene Ontology annotation, cellular component: nucleus. Gene Ontology annotation, molecular function: transcription corepressor activity. The record is from RefSeq and is a predicted model, not a curated record. The transcript is spliced from 12 exons.